Camellia sinensis is the source of this 1094-nucleotide messenger RNA. The record is from RefSeq and is a predicted model, not a curated record. NCBI's taxonomy places the organism in Eukaryota, Viridiplantae, Streptophyta, Magnoliopsida, Ericales, Theaceae.
AACCGUUGACCCGAAAAACCAUAACGGGAGUCCAUCAGUCACCCACUACAUCCGGCGACUAUGGCGGCGGAGUACGAUCCGAAACGUGCUUCCGGCGACUAUUCGUCCGCCGUGAAUGACGGCGUGACGGUGGAGGAAUGCCAAGAUAUGAUCCGGCGAAGUCUCAGAACUCCAAUGGUGGAAUUUUUGAGGGAGCAUUUGGAGAACGCUGGAUGCAGUAUUGGGGAAAAAUUCAUCAAGGCCGUCCCCUGCGACAAGGAAAUCGGUGGCGGUUAUCUCCGCGGCCAAGGGGUGGAAAUCAGACCUUCGGCUCUCGAUUGUCACUUGUGUGUCCAUUUCUUCUUUGUGCUGCUGGACUUGAGGCAGGAGUAAGGGAGCUGGGAAUCUCAAGGAAGUCCUCCAUUGAAUUGAAUGGGGUGGGAAAGGUUUUGAAAAGCGGUUGCAGUCGCCGUAACGAUUGCAGUGACGCGAUAGCGGUUGUGGGGUGUAUAGGCCGUAGCGUAACAGUUGCGAUAAUGGUAUGUAGUAAUCACAUGAACUUCCAAGAUGAGGUCAACCAAGUAGUUGUCCAUGAGCUCAUUCAUGCUUAUGACGAUUGUCGUGCCGCAAACUUGGACUGGGCGAAUUGUGCUCAUCAUGCUUGUAGUGAGAUUCGGGCUGGUCAUUUAAGUGGUGAUUGCCACUACAAGCGAGAAUUGCUGCGUGGUUUUGUAAAGAUACAAGGCCAUGAACAAGACUGUGUGAGAAGAAGAGUAAUGAAAUCGGUGAUUGCUAAUCCUUACUGCUCAGAAGCUGCUGCUAAGGAUGCUAUGGAAGCUGUAUGGGAUGUUUGUUAUAAUGAUACAAAACCCUUCGACAGAGCUCCAUGAAACAAGGGAAUACUGCAUCUCCAUCAGUGCCUAACCAGCUGAUGUGCCAAUUGGUCUACCAGAUGGAUAUGAUCCAUGAUUGAUUCUGGCUCUUAGCAAAAUAGUAAAAUUUCACAUUCACUUCUAUUAUUUGAGUUACAUUCGAUGGAAUACAAACUUUGGUGGUCAUUUCUAUCAGAUUUUCCCUUUAUUUUCCCAGUAAAUCAAAGGGAGGAUCUGACCCCC